Jaculus jaculus (lesser Egyptian jerboa) is the source of this 4051-nucleotide messenger RNA. RefSeq names its product ATPase 13A5 (gene Atp13a5). Gene Ontology annotation, biological process: polyamine transmembrane transport; intracellular calcium ion homeostasis. Gene Ontology annotation, molecular function: ATP hydrolysis activity; polyamine transmembrane transporter activity; P-type ion transporter activity. Gene Ontology annotation, cellular component: late endosome membrane. The record is from RefSeq and is a predicted model, not a curated record. Bases 70 to 3720 code for a protein of 1216 amino acids. Lineage: Eukaryota; Metazoa; Chordata; Mammalia; Rodentia; Dipodidae. The transcript has 30 exons.
CAGAAGCACAGUUGGCUUUGACAUUUCCCUACACAGUGAGCCAGAAAGGGAGCUCACCAGCUGUGUUAGAUGGAGGAGAGUGGUAAGAAGGACUGCCGGGCGCUGCUCAACCAAGGAGAGGAGAAUGAACUGGAGGUGUUUGGUUACCAAACCCAGAAUCUACGGAGAGUCUUGUGCUUUGCCACAUCAGUGCUGACGAUUGGGGUCCUUCCGCUGGUGUUCUACUGGAAGCCUGCGUGGAAGGUGUGGGCCAAUUGUACCCCAUGCUCCUUGCAGGAAGCUGACACUCUUCUGCUGAGGACAACAGAUGAAUUUCAAAGGUAUAUGAGGAAAAAGGUGUUCUGCCUCCACUUAUCUACCCUGAAGCUUCCUGUAAGCAAAAACUCAGAAAAACCUCUGGUGGCUGAUCGCCACUCUGUCAUUAACCAAGCUAUCAUUAAGCCUGAAUUAAAACUGAGAUGUAUCCAAGUGCAGAAAAUAAGGUAUGUUUGGGAUUACCUGGAGAAGCAGUUUCGGAAAGUUGGGUUGCUGGAAGACAGUAACUCCUGCUAUGACAUCCACCAUACAUUUGGAUUGGGUCUGACCAGUGAGGAGCAAGAGGUCAGAAGGUUAGUGUGUGGGCCCAAUGCCAUAGAGGUUGAGAUCCAGCCCAUAUGGAAGCUGCUUGUUAAACAGGUUUUAAAUCCAUUCUAUGUGUUCCAAGCCUUCACACUUACUCUGUGGCUGUCUCAGGGUUACGUAGAGUACUCUCUGGCCAUCAUCAUUUUGACCACUAUCUCCAUUGUCUUAAGUGUGUAUGAUUUGCGACAGCAAUCCGUCAAGCUGCACAACCUCGUGGAGGAUCACAACAAAGUCCAGGUUACAAUCAUUGUGAAGGACAAGGGCUUGCAGGAGCUGGAAUCCCGUCUCUUGGUUCCUGGAGAUAUUCUUAUUCUCUCAGGAAAAAUUGCAUUGCCGUGCGAUGCUAUUCUGAUUGAUGGGAGCUGUGUGGUGAAUGAAGGCAUGCUUACAGGAGAAAGUAUACCUGUUACAAAGACACCAUUGCCCCACAAGGAGAAUACCAUGCCCUGGAAAUCGCACAGCUUGGAGGACUAUCGAAAACACGUGCUCUUCUGUGGGACAGAAGUGAUCCAGGUGAAGCCCUCAGGCCGAGGGCCUGUAAGAGCUGUGGUUCUGCAGACAGGUUAUAAUACAGCAAAAGGUGACUUGGUGAGAUCCAUCCUCUACCCUCGACCUCUAAACUUCAAACUGUACAGUGAUGCCUUCAAGUUCAUGGUAUUCCUGGCCUGCCUUGGUGUUAUAGGAUUUUUCUAUGCCCUAGGGGUCUACAUGUACCAUGAAGUCCCUCCAAGAGACACUGCGACCAUGGCCUUGAUCCUCCUCACGGUCACGGUCCCUCCUGUGCUACCAGCUGCCCUGACCAUAGGCAUGGUGUAUGCCCAGAGGAGGCUGAAGAAGAAGAAGAUCUUCUGUAUCUCCCCACAGAGAAUCAACAUGUGUGGGCAGAUCAACCUCGUGUGCUUCGACAAAACAGGCACACUUACAGAAGAUGGGCUGGAUCUCUGGGGAACUGUCCCCACUGCUGGUAACUGGUUUCAAGCUGUCCACAGCUUUGCCUCAGGCAAGGCUGUGCCAUGGGGCCCACUGUGUGCAGCCAUGGUCAGCUGCCACUCUCUCAUUCUUCUUGAUGGCACCAUUCAAGGAGACCCUCUGGACCUCAAAAUGUUUGAAGGCACUGCCUGGAAAAUAGAAGAUUCCAGUACGGACUCCUGCAAAUUUGGCAUGUCAGAUUCAAACACAAUUAUAACACCAGGACCAAAUGCCAGUCAGAGUCCUGUGAGUGCCAUCACUGUCUUGCGCCAGUUCCCAUUUUCCUCAAGCCUGCAGAGGAUGUCUGUGGUUGCUCAGCUGGCUGGGGACCGUCACUACCAAGUGUACAUGAAGGGUGCCCCAGAGAUGGUGGCCAGGUUCUGCAGAUCUGAGACAGUACCUAAGAAUUUCCCUCAGGAGCUGAGGAAUUACACUGUACAAGGCUUCCGUGUCAUUGCCCUCGCCCAUAAAACCCUGAGGAUGGAGACACUCUCUGAUGUGGGGCAUUUAGAAAGGGAGAAAGUGGAGUCUGAGUUAAUAUUUCUGGGACUUCUAAUAAUGGAAAAUCGCUUGAAAAAGGAAACCAAGCCAGUCUUGAAGGAACUGAGUGAGGCCAACAUCAGGACUGUGAUGAUCACAGGUGACAAUCUUCAAACAGCCAUCACUGUUGCAAAGAACUCCGAGAUGAUUCCUCCUGGAAGCCAAGUCAUCAUUGUUGAAGCCAAUGGACCAGAAGACCUUAUGCCUGCUUCUGUGACCUGGCAGCUGGUGGAGACCCAACGGCCUGGUGCAGGGAAGAUGGAAACCUACAUUAAUAUUGGAAACAAUUCUGCAGCUGAUGGAAAAGGUUACCACUUUGCAAUGAGUGGGAAAUCUUACCAAGUGCUCUACCAGCAUUUUUACAGCUUGCUUCCAAAAAUUCUGGUAAAUGGAACCAUUUUUGCUAGAAUGUCUCCUGGGCAGAAAUCAAGCCUCAUUGAAGAAUUUCAGAAGUUAAACUAUUAUGUGGGCAUGUGUGGAGAUGGAGCCAAUGACUGUGGGGCUUUGAAAAUGGCUCAUGCGGGCAUCUCGCUGUCAGAGCAGGAAGCAUCCGUGGCAUCCCCCUUCACCUCGAAAACAGCCGACAUUGAGUGUGUGCCUCAUCUCCUCAGGGAGGGCCGAGCUGCUCUGGUUUCAUCCUUUGGAGUGUUUAAAUACUUGACCAUGUAUGGUAUCAUCCAGUUUGUGGGAACAUCACUACUCUACUGGCAACUGCAGCUCUUUGGGAAUUACCAGUAUCUCUUGCAGGAUGUGGCUAUCACGUUGAUGGUCUGCUUGACAAUGAGUUCAACUCAUGCAUACCCCAAGUUGGCUCCAUAUCGACCAGCAGGGCAACUACUUUCUCCUCCACUGCUGCUCUCGAUCUUUUUGAAUUCCUGCUUCACCAGCAUCGUGCAGGUGUGUGCAUUUCUCUAUGUGAAGCAGCAGCCCUGGUACUGUGAGGUCUAUAAACACAGUGAGUGCCUUCUAGCCAACCAAAGUAAUUACUCAACCAAUGUGAAUUUGGAAAAAAGCUGGACCGGAAAUGCAACAAUGGUUCCUGGCUCAGUUCUAAGCUUUGAGAGCACCACACUGUGGCCCAUCAUCACCUUCAACUGUGUCACAGUAGCGUUUAUCUUUUCUAAGGGAAAACCAUUUCGAAAACCCAUCUACACAAACUAUGUAUUUUCACUUCUGCUGACAUCUGCUGCGGGCCUCACAAUUUUCAUUCUGUUCUCUGAUUUUCAAAAUAUAUACCGUGGAAUGGAGUUCAUCCCAACCUUGACAUCAUGGAGAGUGUCAAUCUUUGUGGCGGCACUUACUCUGUUCUGCGUGGCCUUCUUUGUAGAGGAUGGCAUCCUUCAAAAUCGAGAGCUCUGGCUGUUGAUCAAGAGAGAAUUUGGAUUCUACUCCAAAAGUCAGUAUAGAAUCUGGCAGAGAAAGCUGGCCGAAGACUCUGCCUGGCCUCCUACAAACAGGACAGAUUAUGCAGGCGAUGGAAAAAAUAGAUUCUAUAUCAACAAAGGAUAUGAAAGCCCUGAACAGGUCCCUAAAGGAAAAUUCAAGCUAGGAGGACACAGCUCAGAGCAGCACUUCUGGACCAGACUGUAGUUGACUGUUGUCACGCAUGUUUAACAGCAUCACCUAUAUCCCUCAAAUGAAAACACUCUAGAGAGGUGAAAAUGGUGUAUUCUAUCUUCUCUCUCAAUCCAAGCAUUCAACACACAAUUUGCAAUGCAGUGAGCCUUCAACAAAGAACCUUACAGUUAUCUAUGUUGAUGAUGUCCCUCCCUAUUGGGAGAAAACAAAAAGUGCAUGUCCUGGAUUGUUUGUUUUAGUAAACUUGAUUCAUACUGUAUUGUUUUAAAUGCAGAAGUCUUGUUGCAACGAAGUUGAAAGUAUGAAAUCAAUAGGAGAAAGAAAAGCUGAGGAGGGCUGGAGA